CUAUUCUCUCAAGAGCUCCCAGUCUGUCACAGCAGACAAUAACGUUUCCUUAAAGUCUACCUCAGUGGUUCCUAUUGUUGUAAACCCCCUCUAAAGUUAAAGCGGUAUCCUCUUAUUGGAAAGAUUUACAAUUGAUCAUACCCAAUAUAACAAUAACCACCCACUUAGUGUAAAGUAUUCACAGUAACCCCUGCAACAUCUCACAGGACCUCCACCGGAGGAACACUGCUCUGCCUCCUCCUUCUUCCUCUCGACCCCUCCUCCCUCCCAGCCCUCAGAUGGCGUACCCCCGGACCCCCGGAACCCCGGCCCCCCUGAGCUCAGAGCUCUGGCCUGUCUGAGCCCCAAUCAGAGGAGCAGGUGUAGACGAGAGUGGCCCCACAGUGAGGCACCAUUACGCACAGACGCCCUCAAUGUCAGUCCACGUAUGCAGCCGCUGUGUAAUCUGAGAAGGUCAGUGGAAAGGGGUUAGCCCGCUCAUGGUUCUAAGAGGGCACGCCCCCAAGAUGGCGGCUGUAUGGUCCAUGUGACGCACUGCCUUCCACCCUGGGCCUGUCAGAAGAAUGCUGUUGAUGACGUGGACCGUUCUUGUUGUUUCUAGUCUGUUAUUUCUGGAUUUUCCUGCUCGUAUCGAGCCACUGGCAGUACUGCGUAGUGCAACGGCAACAGCUCUUAUCCGUUAUGAACAUGGAUAUACCUGGGGAAACUGUUCGUGUUGCAACGGUGAAAGUGGGUGUUGUGCUCAUGCAAUUCCCAGACGCAGCUGGAAGCAGUUGUGUCAUCAGAGAGGACGGCCGUACGGUGGACUACAUGUUGGGGGGGAAAGAGGAAUCGUCUUUUUCGUUUGAUCAGGCUGUGACUCUGGAAACACUAGAGCAAGUUGAGCCAGAGAUCCUGCAGCCUCUUGCCGAGCUGGUCUCCUGCGGUUACACUGGAACGCUGCUGAUUGGUGGAAUCCACAGGACUGGCAAAUCCGGCGUAUCGAUUGACGAUGACAUCAUCAAAUAUGUUCUGAAGAUGUUGUUCAGCCACAUUUCAAAGGUGAAAUCGACAACGUUCAAUGCAGUAUCCUUCGUUCAGUUUUAUCCAGAUGACAGCACUCUGGAUCUCCUGAACCUUGAAAGACACGAUCUAAAACCCUUUCAUCACCCUGUCCUCGGAUGCCUGGUGGACGGGGUGUGUGAGGUGACGGUGGGCUCGGCCGAGGAGGCGUACGCUCUGUACGAGACGGGCAGGAGGAGGCUGGCGGACACGGCCGCCCCCGUCUCCAGCAGGUGUAGCUUCCUGUUCUCGGUCCAAUCGGAGCGCGAGCUGAGCCUGGACGGGGCGGAGCCGGAGUUCAGCCGCGGCCGCCUGCAGCUGGUGGGCCUGGCUGGGGGAGCGAGCAGGACGGACCUCAGAGGAGUCAGCCCACUGGUAAAGACUGUGGAGCAGAUGGAGCUUGGGACGCGAACCAGCAACCACCUCCUCCCCUUUCUCCUAACGGACGCCCUCAGAGAGAGCGGCAUGACGUGCCUUCUGUAUUGCAUCCCUCCGCAAGCUCUUCUGGAUACUGAGGUUCCUUCAGCCUUAGCUCUGGCCCAACGGGUGCAGGGUCUGGUAACCACGGCAACCUAUGGCCACUGGUGUCCAAGGGUUACGGAGCAAGAGCUACGACUUCAGAUGCAGGGGCUGAGGAAAACGAUGAUGUCACCAGAGGAACAAGAUAGGGACAACGCCCUCAGGCUCGCAGAGCUCAUCAAGAUCCUGCAGAUGGUGAAGGAUCAGUCAUGGGAGAAGAGGCUGGAAAUGUCUGAGAAGUUAAAGAACAAAAUCAAGCAGGAAUGGCAAUCUGCAACAAACAAACGGCGCCCAUCUGGUGAUCGCGGUGCAGAUUACCAAGAGACCACGGAACAAAUUAAAUAUCUACAGGACCAGUUGAGGCAGGAAAUUAAGGCACAUACCACAGAGGGCAAAGGGAGCGUGGAACAAGUGCAGGAGAGGGUGACUCGUAUCCAACAGCUGAGAGAAUCCCUCGACGAUGAGAUGAAGAAGAGCGGAUCAGCGUCUGUGGAAAAAAUGGAUUCCUCUCGACCGCUGGAGUACGGCCGUGUACUGGAACGACGGAGACAAAUCCAGGAGGAUCAUGAAAAAUUAAUCCAGGAGGAGCUGGAGAAGAUGGAAGAAGAACUGAAGCAGGAAAAGGCUGACCCUGGUCCCCCCCCCUCCCUCCAGGCUGACGGCGUCCAGCGGGAGCUGCUGGUGGUGGCGGGCGAGAGGCGGGUCCUCACGCUGCAGCUCGAGGCCCUGCGCGCUGGGGCCCGGCAGGCUGAGGUUGACCUGGAGGACCUGCACCGCCGUCACCUGGAGGACAUGCAGCGCUUCAGAGAGGAGAGCCUCAAGGUGUUUCAGGUGUUCCACCAGGUGAGCGAGGAGCAGAAGUGGACCAUGAAGGAGAGGUACCAGUCCCUCCUGGUGGAGGCUGUCCAGGACGCAGUCUACCUCUCUGCUCAGAACCAGCAGCUCAAAGAGGAGAACCAGACGCACCGCGUGGCUCUAGGUGAACUGAAGGAUUCCCUGGCAACAAGAGGUGACCCAAUGGCUGAGUUUGCAUCUCCAUCAUAAUAAAGAAUUAGAUAAAAGCGCAAAAUAUUUUUAUUGAGUCAUUGAUAGCUUAAAAUUACAUUUUACGUAACAAAUUGCACUGCAUGUUGGACAACUUGGCAAAGGAGACAAAAUAGUAAAAAGGCAAAACUUUUAGAUAUUGGCAGCUGGGUUAUCAUUGCUUUACCUCUUGUGAGGCAAUGACUGCAAUUAUUAUAAUAACCAAGCGUAGACGUACGACAUACAUAAAAUAGGAUAUUUAU
Molecule: messenger RNA, 2846 nt
Organism: Gadus macrocephalus (Pacific cod)
Lineage: Eukaryota; Metazoa; Chordata; Actinopteri; Gadiformes; Gadidae
Product: kinesin-like protein KIF15
Exons: 19
Coding region: 682-2604 (640 amino acids)
Biological process (GO): microtubule-based movement
Molecular function (GO): ATP binding; microtubule binding; microtubule motor activity
Source: RefSeq, a predicted model, not a curated record